CGUCCAGAUCCUACAUCGAACCGCGAACCGUGAACCGUUCACGUGGCGCCAUGCCUUUCGCUUGAACUAAAGUUCCAAAUUCCAAUGAUAUGAUGGUUUAAGCACCGUUAAAAGAUUCAAUUCAUAUCGCCAUUGAUACGGAUACAGUCGAGGUUACUUCAUCACUGAGUGAAAAAUGGUGACAAUUUCAAUCUCUCCAGUAGCGGCUCAAUCUCUUUACAUUCGCAAUGCACGAAAUGUACCCUUUAUUCCUCUUCGAAACGCACCGUUUCGAGCUACUACGAAGCUUUCUACUCUCGCUCACUCUUCUGGUUCGAUCAGUUUCAGUCCUCUAAGAUUUUCGAUUAAGGAUAAGGAAAUAAAGAAGAAAAAGAAGAGUAGAGGAUCGAGUGCGGUUUGCUACGCUGCUCCUCUCUCACGUCUUAAUCUCCAGUGGAUCUCCGCCAUAUCUUCUGCGGUUUUAUUUUUCACAAAAGGAACAGUGAUUCGGAAACAAUUUCUUGUUCCAUUGAUAGCAAUUCAAGCUCCUACAAGUAUCAUUUCAUGGAUGAAGGGUGAAUAUGGUAUUUGGGCAGCAUUCUUGGGACUGCUAGUUCGUCUCUUCUUCUUCAUUCCUGGUGAACUUGAGUUGCCAUUUCUAGCAUUACUCUUGGUGAUUGUGGCCCCUCACCAUGUAAUGAACUUAAGGGGAACACAACAAGGCGCUAUCAUUUCCUUGGUGAUUGCAGCGUAUUUGGCUUACCAGCAUUUCUCAGGUGCUGGCAGCUUGCAGAGAGCAUUUGACCAAGGUUCAAUUAUUGCCACUGUUGGCAUUGUUUGCAUCACUGUUGUCUCCUGCUUGCUUUUGAUAUGAAUUUAAUGAAGAAUCAAGACGUCUUCCAAGUUAUUGAAGACUCGUAGAAGGAGAGAGUACUGUAAGAAUAACAUAUUUUCCAGACCUAUGUUCUUGUGUUAGCAUGAUAAGUCCAUUUUAUGCUGAGAAAAAUAAGACUUCUAGAUGAAAUUUUAUAUAUGUAGAAUGUGUAUGUUCCUUUCACUUUGCUAUAUGUUGUCUUAGUGUAAUAUUGGGAAUCGUUGUUGAAAUAAUACAAGUUUAGUUUGCAGUGGAAUGAUUAAUGAUUAUAGUCUUUGGACA
Molecule: messenger RNA, 1135 nt
Organism: Gossypium raimondii (Peruvian cotton)
Lineage: Eukaryota; Viridiplantae; Streptophyta; Magnoliopsida; Malvales; Malvaceae
Product: cold-regulated 413 inner membrane protein 2, chloroplastic
Exons: 6
Coding region: 176-853 (225 amino acids)
Cellular component (GO): membrane
Source: RefSeq, a predicted model, not a curated record